GGUCGACAAUAUGCCUUGGCAUUUGCUGAACGAGGAGCCAGUGUCGUUGUUAAUGAUUUAGGUGGCAGUUCAGAAGGUGUUGGUAAAAGUUUGCAAGCAGCUGAUGAAGUUGUCAGAGAAAUUCAAAAAGGAGGAGGAAAGGCAGUUGCUGAUUACCAUUCUGUUGAAGAAGGAGGAAAAAUAGUUGAAACUGCUCUGAAGGCUUUUGGCAAAAUAGAUAUAUUGGUGAAUAAUGCUGGAAUUUUACGGGACCGUUCUUUUACCAAACUCACUGAUGAAGACUGGGAUAUUAUUCACAGAAUUCAUCUUAGAGGGUCCUAUCUAGUGACCCAUGCUGCUUGGCCACACAUGAUUAAACAGAAGUACGGCAGAAUUAUUAUGACAUCUUCUGCUGCUGGUUUAUAUGGGAACUUUGGUCAAACAAAUUAUGGUGCAGCUAAGCUUGGAUUACUUGGUUUAAGUAAUGUUUUAGCCAUUGAAGGCAGGAAGUAUAACAUCCACUGUAAUACAAUAGCACCACUUGCUGGUUCAAGGCUAACAAAAAAUGUAAUGCCACCUGAUGUUGUUGAGUCUUUGAAACCAAAAUAUGUAGCACCACUUGUGAUGUACCUUUGUCACAGUUCCUGUCUUGAAACUGGUGGCAUUUUUGAAGUUGCUGCUGGUUGGAUAUCAAAAUUGAGAUGGGAGCGUACUGCUGGAGUAGUUGUAAGAACUAAAGACAACAUGACACCUGAAGCAGUUCGAGAUAACUGGGAUCAGAUUUGUUCCUUUGAAAAUUCCACAAAUCCUAGUUCAAUGCAAGAAACUACUGUAUUAAUAUUCAGUCUCCUAGAAGAGAAUACUUGUUCUGAGACACCGGAAAUCAAUGUGAAAACCUUUGAUCUCAAGUCACUGAGCCCCUUUAUUUCUAAAUACGCCUACAACUUUCCUGAUGUUAUCUUAUAUGCCCUUUCAGUUGGUAUGACAACAAAAUGUGAAGAUGAUAUAAAAUUUUUGUAUGAAAAUCAUGAUGAUUUCACUGUUUUACCCACUUUUUCAACCAUUCAAGGCUUCAAGAGUCUACAUGACUUAUUUUCCAAAGGAAUUCCUGGUUUUCCAUUAGAAUUAUCAAAGGUCCUUCAUGGAGAACAGUAUACAGAGUUGUUCAAACCAUUGGCUGCAAGUGGUGAAAUCACUGCAGUGGGCAGAGUUGUUGAUAUUCUGGACAAAGGUUCUGGUGCUGUCAUUCUCUUUGAGGUGGAGUCUUUCAAUGAAGCUCAAGAAAAGGUUGCCUUUAAUCAGUUCAGUAUUUUCCAAAUUGGUUCUGGAGGAUUUGGAGGACCAAAAGAUUCAUCAUUUAUUAAAGCCCUAUCAAAACCUCCUUCAACACAACCUCAUGCUGUAAUUGAAGAAAACACAUUACUUGACCAGGCUGCCUUUUACCGUUUGUGUGGAGAUUACAACCCUUUACACAUUGAUCCCAAUUUUGCCAAGAUGGUAGGUCAAGAGAAACCCCCACUUCACGGUCUCUGCAUUUAUGGUUUUGCAAUGCGCCAUGUUAUGAAAAAGUUUCUUAAUAAUGAUGCCAGUCUUAUAAAAAGCAUGAAAUCACGGUUUUCUAAACCAUUUGUACCAGGGCAAACUCUGCGAACAGAAAUGUGGAAAGUUGAUUCUGGUGUUCAUUUCCAAUGCUCGAUUGUGGAAACUGGGAAAAUGUGUAUAACUGGUGGUUUUAUAAAUGUCCAUUCUUUUCCUGACACAGGAGUAACUACUGAAAAACAACAGAUUAAUGUAACCAAUUUGAAGAGUGACACUCUUUUCAAAGAGCUAGCAAUCCAUUUACAAAACAAACCUCAAAUAAUGACCAAGAUCAAUGCUGUUUUUCUUUGGAAUAUUACAAAAAAUGGCAAUGAACCUGUAUCACAGUGGACCUUAGACCUGACACCUGGUGGAGGAGGUAUAUACCAUGGUGCCCCUAAAGACAAGAAAGCUCAGUGUACCCUACUAACAGAUGAUGAUGUCAUACUUCAGCUGUUUCGGCGAGAGAUUAAUCCACAAAAGGCCUUCUUUUCUGGGAAACUGAAAGUAUCUGGAAAUAUGUUGUUGAGCCAACGUUUAUCCAAACUCUUUGAGAACAUGGCAAAUCUGUAAUGUUGCUUAACAUUUCAGACUAUAAGAUCAUUCCUUGUUUGUGUUUGAUUCCUACAUAUUACAGAUCUAGGUUAUAAGGAAUAGUGUUGUUUUAUAGAUAUAUAUAUUUCAUUUGUAACAAUAUAUUUAACUAAAUAUAACUAAAUCCUGGACUUCAUGAUUGCAGAGUAAAUAGCUUUAUCAUUCAGCUAUGCCACACACACAUGCAUCCCCGAAAAAGGCAUUACUAAAAUUAAAAUUUUCCUUUAUAUUAAAGACAUACCAUAAAUAAAAAAUAAAAAUGCAUUAACAUAGAGUUGCUGUCAAUCAAAUAAUUAUUUUCAAAUAAUUUUUACCUUCCCAAGUUAAUUUUUUAUGUCCUUGAUUCCAAAAGUUUAAGGACCACCUUUUUCUUCCUUCAGUUAUAAGCAUAUUUUUAUAAAAAUUUAAAACAAAAUGCAAAAAAAAACCCCCAAAAAACUUCAAGAAGAAAAGAGAAGAGUUUUUGCAAAUGAUUAAAUUUAAAACAUAAGAUAAGAAUGUAUAAAAUUGUUUUUAUUUGUGAAAUAUGUUAUGUUUAAUUAAUAAAUCUUAUUAAAAAUC
Octopus bimaculoides (California two-spot octopus) is the source of this 2712-nucleotide messenger RNA. RefSeq names its product peroxisomal multifunctional enzyme type 2. Gene Ontology annotation, molecular function: oxidoreductase activity. Lineage: Eukaryota; Metazoa; Mollusca; Cephalopoda; Octopoda; Octopodidae. The record is from RefSeq and is a predicted model, not a curated record.